Molecule: messenger RNA, 719 nt
Organism: Jatropha curcas
Lineage: Eukaryota; Viridiplantae; Streptophyta; Magnoliopsida; Malpighiales; Euphorbiaceae
Product: major allergen Pru ar 1
Biological process (GO): defense response; abscisic acid-activated signaling pathway
Cellular component (GO): nucleus; cytoplasm
Molecular function (GO): abscisic acid binding; protein phosphatase inhibitor activity; signaling receptor activity
Source: RefSeq, a predicted model, not a curated record
CUAAAAACUUUAACAACAGUCUCUUAAGUUAUGAGAUCUUGCGCUAUAAAUUCACACUAUAACUGAUCACUCAUCAACAUACACAAUACUUCUCAAUCCCUUUGAUUAACAGUUAACACUUAACAAUGGCUGUCGUGACACAUGAAGUCGAGGUUCCCACUGCUGUCUCCGCCGCCAAGAUGUUUAAGGUCUUCCUAAAAGAAUCUGACACCAUUCUUCCUACAAUCCUCCCUGCGUUCAUUAAGAAUGUGGAGGUUCUUGAAGGAAAUGGAGGACCUGGAACUGUCAAGAAGCUUAAUUUUGCAGAAGGCAACGACUUCAAAUAUUUGAUAACAAGAAUUGAUUCAAUGGACGAGGAGAACUUGGCAUGCUCGUAUACUAGAUUUGAUGGGGAGCCAUGGAUGGAGACAUUGGAAAAGGUCUGCUACGAUGAGAAAGUUAUACCUACGCCUGAUGGAGGAUCCAUUUGCCAGAGUAUUGUGAAGUACUAUCCAAAAGGUGAUGCUAAGAUUGAUGAAGAAGUACUCAAGGCUGGGCAUGACAGGAUCAUGGGAGUCUUUAAGGUUAUUGAAGCAUAUCUGUUGGCAAAUCCUGAUGCCUUCAAUUAAAAUUAAAAGUUCAUUUUUUUUUCAGCCUUUUUUUUGGGCCAAAAGCUAUUUAUUGAUGUAUGUAGUUUUGGUCAUUUAAUAAAAAUUGGAAGUUGAGUUGAAAUGGAUGCU